AUGUCUAUUCCCUGGAACGACGACUCAGUUUUUGAGUCUUACAACAUCAUCGAAGAGACAUUCAAGACUGUCUCAUCUCAUGAUAUCAAAACAGCCAUUCUGAUCCCCAAGAACCUCAAGCCAGGUCACCACCCAAUCAUCUAUCACAUUCACGGUGGCUUUCUGGUCAUGGGGAGUGGCUUGUUUGCCCCUUUCUUCCCAAAGUGGGUCGACAAGCUUGCGCUCCAAAACUCUGCCAUUAUCGUCUCCCCCGAUUACAGACUCUUGCCUUCAGCGAAUGGUCUGGAUGACGUUCUGGAGGAUGUCGAAGAUGGAUGGCAGUGGACAAAGAAUAUCUUGCCCAAAAUCUUGGAGGAGAAGGCUCCUGGUCACUCUAUUGAUUUCUCACAUGUCCUUCUUGCUGGCGGAUCAGCGGGUGGAUAUUGCUCUACUCAGCUUGCGCUCUCUCACCCUGACGACUUUCACUCUCUUGCUGUCGUGUAUCCUCUGCUAGACACCAAAGACAGACUUUACCUUGAAGGUGCACUCCCCAACGAACCUACAGUGUUGCGCAUGCCGCUAGAAGAAAUUCCUUCCAUGGAGGAUACCCUAGCUUGGAUCGAAAAGACGCGUAAAGAUUCCGAAUCAAGAGCUGGCUUCGAGAGGACUCCCUUCGCAGUCGCAGCUUGCCAGCGGGGUAUUUUCUCAUCUCACAUGCUCGACAAUAAGGGUCUUGACAAGACAGAGUUCCAUCCUCUCGAGAGAGUUGAGGCUGGUGCGAAGUUGCCCAAGCAUAUGUGGAUCAUGCAUGGAGAUGAUGACUCGACGGUGCCCAUCCGUGGCUCUCAGAAGUUUGUUGAUCUGGUGGCUGAGAAACUACCAGAGACUGUUGUGCGGUACGAUCACGUUGCUGGCGAGGAUCAUGGCUUUGAAUUCGAUGAGAAGAGAUGGGACUCUUUUGCUGAUGAGGCACUUGCCUUUUUCACCUGCGGCAUACUGGGUAAAGUCAUUCAAUUCCAGUAA
Messenger RNA from Fusarium tjaetaba, 1002 nucleotides. Its product is annotated as alpha beta hydrolase fold-3. The transcript has 5 exons. Lineage: Eukaryota; Fungi; Ascomycota; Sordariomycetes; Hypocreales; Nectriaceae. Gene Ontology annotation, molecular function: hydrolase activity. Bases 1 to 1002 code for a protein of 333 amino acids. The record is from RefSeq and is a predicted model, not a curated record.